AUAUAAUUGAUACAUUGUCAUCAAGAUGACCGAAGAGUCACGACAUACAGACAAGAUGAAGUUCGAGAAGUGAGCGGAAUACGAAUGAAGCUAUCAAGGUGACAUAAAUUAUAAAUUCAUAUUUUCAUGGCAUAAUCAAACUAUAUAAUUACUUGUGUUAGAUAGACUAGAUAGACAUGGGCUGUAUGUAUUUAGUUUUUGGGCUGAAAGGCUUUGUUUCCUUUGUAUAAACUUGUAUAAAUACUUGUAUUAUGUGAAUAGAAGGCAAGAAAAGAUUUUCACCAAAAUACACCUAUACGUUUCAAAAUGGUAUUAGAGACGUGAGGGCCUUUUACGCACACCAUCAGCGUCUUCUUCGCAAGUCUGCACCAGUGUGCUUCGACCUAGUGCCAUGGGAGACAUAACAUCACCAUACUAUAUGGGUUCGGGAGAUCAACUUGGAAACCUUAUUACUCAUGUGAUAUUCAAAGGCGACAAUUACGUUGCUUGGUCACGUGCUUUCUCUCUCUUUGAAAGCACGCCAGAAGAAUGGCUUCAUCGACGACACACUUAAGGAACCAACCGAGGCGGCAAAGAAAAUCGAUUUUGAGACAGUCAAUUCCAUUAUUGUCUCGUGGACGCUAAGGAGUAUGGAACCAACUGUUGUGGCGUCCAUACCAUUUCACGAUGAUGCACGAACUUUGUGGCUAUAUUUGGAAAAACGAUAUAGCGUUGCCAAUGGACCACGGUUGCAGCAGUUGCGAGCAUCAAUUACGGAGUGCCGGCAGAGAAAGAACAUGAUGGCAGACACCUAUUAUACCGUACUUAUGGGGCUGUUCGAUGAAUGAUACCGGCUGAAACCUUUGCACUCGUGCUCGUGUGGGCUGUGCACGUGCAAUGUUGUCGGGAAGUUUGCGGCUGAUCGUGAGGAAGAAAAAUUACAUCAAUUCCUUGUUGGAAUUGAUGAUGAGCUUUAUGGGACUGUCCGUUCCAACCUUCUGUCACACACGCCUUUGCCCGAUCUCAACCGGGCUCAUCAGGCAUUUUUGUAGGCGGAAAAUUCCAGAGCAAUGAUCCGCGGGAAGCAUGCAGCAUCGGCAAAUGUCCAGGCCUUUGCUCUCAAGGUGGAACGGCCUGCAAAAGGUCGUGAGGCAAAGGCAGACCAACCAUGUCCUGUGUGCACACACUGUAAACAGAAAGGCCACGAGGUGGGUUCGUGUUUCAAGCUCAAUGGAUACUCGGAUUGGUGGGAAGACCGACCCUGGGCCAAGGGGGAAGCUACAUGUCGAGAGGGCAGUUCUGGCCGAAAGGGGCGUUCGUACUCAUUCACUAGCAGCGGCCGUACCUUCUCCUGAAGCCGGAAGCUCUUCUUCUAGUAGUAAUUCCAACGAUUUGGCUGUUUUGAGUCAGGAACAAAUUCAAGCUCUCUUAAGUUUAAUUGACAAUAAUUCUCGUACUUGUGACCGUAUGUCGGUGGCUGAUGGUUGUUUGCGGAAUGACACUCUGUUGCCUAUUGUUAUGGAUGAGGACACUGUUGUAUCUGACAUGAGUGGCAUGGCUUCCACCACUUAUACUAUACCGGUGAUCACCGAGCCAGAAGGUACUCCCCCCUUUACCGAGGCUACAUCUACACAGGAGGCACCCCCUCCCUUAGGCCGCGGCAUGGGUGCUAAACGCACCUCAGUCCUCCUCCGUGACUUUGUUACUCACCAUGUGAUAGUCAGCCCAUCCUCGCUACACUCUCGGUUCGUCAGCUCCUCAGGUCAGGAACCACGUUCGUUCCGUGAGGCCAUGACAGACUCGGGAUGGCGUCAAGCCAUGCAGAAUGAGAUAGAGGAACUUGAAAAAAAUCACACGUGGUCCAUGCAGCCUCUUCCUCCCGGUAAAAAGGCUCUUGGUUGUAAAUGGGUGUAAAAAUUAAAUAUAAUUCUGAUAGCACCGUAGAGCAUCUCAAAGCCAGACUUGUUGUUUUUGGAGAUCAUCAGAAAGAGGGCAUUGAUUAUACCGAUACAUUUUCUCGUGUUGCCAAAAUGGUAACGAUACGAGUUUUCUUAGCAGUAGCCGCGGCUAAGAACUCGGAAUUACACCAGAUGGACGUACACAAUGUGUUUCUUCAUGGUGAUCUCAAUGACGAAGUUUACAUGAAACCUCCGCCCGAUUUCUACUCAUCACGACCUGGUCUUGUUUGUCGUCUGACAAAAUCACUAUAUGGGCUCCGUCAAGCACCUCGCUGCUAGUUUUCUAAAUUGGCAGCUUCUUUACGCACCUAUGGCUUCACUCAGUCCUAUUCUGAUUAUACUUUAUUUAGUUAUCAUCGGGAUCAUAUUCAUAUGCAUGUGCUUGUCUAUGUGGAUGAUUUGAUACUUGCUGGAAAUAAUUCUGAGGCCUUAUCUCGGUUUAAAUCCUACUUACAUUCCUAUUUUCACAUGAAGGAUCUUGGUGCUCUUAAAUAUUUGCUGGGUGUUGAAGUGGCCCGUGGCCCAGAUGGUUUAUUCCUUUGUCAACGCAAAUAUGCGUUGGAUAUUAUUUCUAAGACAGGUCUUCUUGGAGCCAAGCUUGUCGAGUUUCCUAUGGAA
Messenger RNA from Cuscuta europaea, 2555 nucleotides. The record is from the annotation of a GenBank genome assembly. Lineage: Eukaryota; Viridiplantae; Streptophyta; Magnoliopsida; Solanales; Convolvulaceae.